This is a messenger RNA of Trematomus bernacchii (emerald rockcod), 2090 nucleotides long. RefSeq names its product medium-chain acyl-CoA ligase ACSF2, mitochondrial-like. The transcript has 16 exons. NCBI's taxonomy places the organism in Eukaryota, Metazoa, Chordata, Actinopteri, Perciformes, Nototheniidae. Gene Ontology annotation, biological process: fatty acid metabolic process. Gene Ontology annotation, molecular function: medium-chain fatty acid-CoA ligase activity. The coding region runs from base 1 to 1815 and encodes 604 amino acids. The record is from RefSeq and is a predicted model, not a curated record.
AUGUCAGCCCUGCUAAGGUCCUGUGCUCACAGAAUCAGAUCUUUCGAUGGACUCAAACACAAGGCUUGGGAAUUAUGCAGCACAAGUUUGCUCGAGCGAUGCCGGUCCCUCCAUGUGGACAGCCGUCCUCACACACCCGCACUGAGCAGCAGCUAUGUGCACGGCACCUCCACCAUCCCUCUGCUCCCCCUGACCGUGGGCCAGAGUCUGGACUCCACCGUUCAGCGCUGGCCCGACCGUGAAGCUGUGGUCUUCCUGCAGGACGGCAUCCGGAAAACCUUUGCACAGUUUCAGCAAGAUGUUGACAAGGCGGCUGCAGGUCUGCUCGCUUUGGGCCUGGAACGAGGCGACAGACUGGGAAUUUGGGGACCCAACACGUACGAGUGGAUCCUCUUCCAGUUUGCCUCAGCCAAAACUGGAAUUAUAAUGGUUUCAUUGAACCCGGCCUAUCAGGUGAAGGAAGUGGAGUUUACUCUAACGAAGGUCCAGUGUAAAGCUGUGCUCUGCCCUACCAGCUUUAAAAGCCAACAUUUCUGUGAGAUGCUGAGGGAGCUCUGUCCAGAGAUUGACUCGUCGUCAGCAGGAAUGAUCAAAAGCUCCAGGGUGCCAGAGCUGCGUAUGGUGAUUGUGACGGACAGCAGACAGCCGGGGAUGCUCCACGUAGACGAUGUGAUGCAAGCAGGGGAGAGUCAGCACCACCAACAGCUGAUGGAGCUGCAGAGAAAGCUGUCCUUCGAUGAUCCCAUCAACAUCCAGUUCACAUCGGGGACUACAGGGAGUCCAAAGGGAGCCAGUCUUUCACACCACAAUAUUGUAAACAAUGCCUACUUUCUGGGACUCAGAAUAGGUUUUAGAGAAAAAUCUCAGGUGCGAGUUUGUGUGCCCGUACCUAUGUACCACUGCUUUGGCUCUGUGUUGGGAGGGAUGGCUAUGGCACUGCAUGGCAUCACACUGGUCUUCCCUUCCACUGCCUACAACAGCCGAGCCAACCUGGAGGCCAUUCAGAGUGAAAGGUGCAAAUAUGUGUACGGCACUCCCACAAUGUUCACCGACAUGCUAAGCCAACAGGAUUUACACAAGUACGAUUUGUCCUCACUUGAAGCUGGCGUCAUUGCUGGUUCUCCGUGCCCUCCUGAGAUUGUGAGAAGACUGAUAACAGAAAUGAACAUGAAAGACAUAACGAUAGGCUAUGGAACCACUGAGAACAGCCCCAUCACAUUCCUUGGAUUCCCACAAGACAAUGAGGACCUGAAGAUGAAUACUGUUGGAUGUAUCAUGAACCACACUGAGGCCAAAGUGAUCGACCCUUGUACCGGGGAGAUUGUCCCUCUGGGGGCCUCGGGGGAGCUGAUGGUCAGAGGCAGCUGUGUGAUGCAGGGAUACUGGGACGACCCUCAGAGAACCAGUGAAGCUAUCUCCCAGGACCGCUGGUACAGGACUGGUGACACAGCCAGUCUAAACAGUUUGGGAUACCUUCGCAUUGAAGGACGUAUGAAGGAUUUGAUCAUCCGAGGAGGGGAGAACAUCUAUCCUGCUGAGAUAGAGCAAUUUCUCUAUACACACUCGAAAGUAAAAGAGGUGCAGGUGGUUGGAGUGAGAGAUGAGAGGCUGGGUGAGCAGGUGUGUGCCUGCAUCAAGCUGAAGGAGGGCCACACCUCCAGUGCAGAGGAGAUUAGAGCGUUCUGCAAAGGCCAGAUAUCUCACUUCAAGAUCCCGCACUAUGUGAUGUUUGUAGACAGCUACCCUCUGACAGCCUCUGGAAAGAUCAAAAAGAACAUAUUAAAGGAGGAAAUGGAGAAGGAAUUAGGCCUUUAAUUGUGUGGCCCCUGGUGGACAGCUGAGGGAGUCAGACACUGAGCAGUGUUGAGUAAAGACUUUCUUUACCAACAGCUGGACUGGGACUAUAUCACUGAUCAGCUGUUGGCUCGCCACUCCCUGAAAUUCUUUUAUUUGUACAUCACACCUCAUUACCUCUGCAUGUUUAAUGUUAAUAAUAUACAUCAGCUUCAUGAUAUGUAUGUCCCCAAUGGGACAGGACAUGGAGUUGGCAAGACCCCCGGCAGGAGAGUAGUCGGCGGGACCUCCAACGG